Molecule: messenger RNA, 2639 nt
Organism: Melospiza melodia melodia
Lineage: Eukaryota; Metazoa; Chordata; Aves; Passeriformes; Passerellidae
Exons: 2
Coding region: 345-2639 (764 amino acids)
Source: RefSeq, a predicted model, not a curated record
CUCUCUCUGUAAUCUUUUAGAAGAGAAUAAGUUGAUAGACGUCUGGGAAGAAAUUUGUCACCCCCCUGCAACUGUUAUACUGUCUACAGUUGUGAUUGCAUGAGUGUGGCAAACCGGUAUCUCGCGGUCAGUAGGCGACCUCUCGUGACCAAACCUGGUAAAACAGUCCGUUCUGAUAUAGACUAAAAGAAUCUUUUAGGAAAACCCCUACAAGAAAAGUGGGAGGGACCUUUCCAAGUGCUGCUGACUACCUUCACCGCGGUUCGGAUCAAGGAGCGACCUACGUGGAUCCAUUACUCACGAGUCAAGAAAGCUCCGGAGAAUAAACAAGAGGAGCAGACAUCAUGAUCCUGACUUCACCGCAGAUCUUCACAACCCUGAUCAUUGGACUAAUGAUAAGUAUAGUUCUUCCCCAAGGCUCUGUCUCAAUAGACCCAUGGUCUAAUGCACACCAGUGUAUCCACCCGGAGUUGGAAACGGGACCGAAGGGGCCCUACUUUGAGGUGUAUGCCUUACGUAACAAUCAGCCAUAUGCGAGUAAAGUAUGGGAUCAGCCCUCCAUGGUAGCGUACGAGGGAGACCAAAUUCAAGUCGGGUGUCGAGAGCUUGACCCAAUAGAAGGAAAAACAAGGCGGCUGGUAUUAACAAUUCAACCCUUGAUGGCAGCCUCUGAACACAACUUAAUCACCUUUAGUCCAGUGAAAAUGGGGAAACCCACUGUCUGGAUUCAGCAAAAGGGCCCAAUUUCAUGCCAGUGGAGUGACUUCAGGGGAGAUCCACCCGGAUCACAACCCCGAAAUUCAGUAGUUUUUAGAGAAGAUCCGCUUGGGGAAAUACAUCCUGAAAACAUAACCCUUGACUUACACCCUCUUCUCUUUUCUGCGGGAAAGAUUGUAGCAUCUAAUGGUCCUGAGGAAGGGAAAGCACAGUGUGAGAUGGCAUUUAGAUUGGAACAGUCGAUGACGUUCACAUGUGAAAGGGAGCUGAAAGCCCUGGAAAUGGGUUUUGGCUUCCCUAAGCGUGCUGUCGCAUAUAAGGUAGCAUUACCGGAAGACGUGAUUCCAUUGUAUCCAGAUCUAGACUUGCCCCAAGAAACCACUCCACCGGUGGUAUGUAAAGUAGUACAUAACCUAACCUUUAUAGGGCCUCAGGUGAUAAGAAAAUCUAACGAACAAAAAUUAUUGUUAGACCCCACUUAUUCCCUGAAAAAGGUGCAGAUGAACUUCCACACCGAUAUUACGUAUUUGCAGAAGGAUUGCCAACCGUUUAUAAAGCAAAGCCUUAAGGGAUGGAAUGCAUGGCUAGCAACAAGGUCUCAUCAUAGAAGAGCACAAAGAGAUUUGAGUGGGUGGAUUGGCACUGGAUUUGGUAUAUUAAACACGAUAGAUCAAGAAGUAUUAGUGAAUAAAUUAAGUACCGUCACGUCGAACUUAGGAAAACUAAAAAUGCCCCUCAGUUCAUCCAUGCUUACAUUAGCAGAAACACAAUCGCUAGUAGCAAAAUUGCUAACCAUGGUAGCAAACCACACUGAAGAGGAUUUUUUGAAGUUCGCUAACUAUACAGGGGAACUUAGCAAGGAAAUUGCAUUAGCUAUCCAGUGCCCUCAGACACAACAAUGGGUACAAUCAGUAGCGGCAGGAAUACUGAGAGAAGGAACGUCAGGUAUAUUACCUCAGGAAAUAAGAGAAACAAUAUUAAAGGAUGAUCAUACUACACAAUUUGAGAAGGACCACCAAGCCUGGUGGCAAUUAGUAAAUUUCACUUAUGAGCCUCAACAGGAACACAUCGAAGCCUAUGUCCUUACCAUUAGUGCAGCAGAGGAAAGAGCUAUCUUUCCUAUCCUCACUCUAGGGACAAUACAUCAAGAUGUUAUUGUCAGGCCAAUAGACCAUAAUGUCUGGGCUAGUUAUGAUAAUACCAAAAAUAGGUGGCAAUCGGUUAGCACAGAAGCAUGUAUUCCUAGAGGACAAUUAGGCUAUGUUUGUGAAAACGCUGUAGUAGAAGCAGAAGAUCUAUGCUUAGAUGCCGAGAACAGUGUAUGUACCUUUGAAAUGCUUCCGCAUAAUAAAACACAAUCACAAGUUUAUUAUAUAGGGAAUGGGUGCGCUUGCGUGAGGACAGCUUGUGACAAUGUCACCAUAGAUAAUUGCCAAGAAAAGACUAAUAAUACUAACUUCUGUGUAUGCAACUUCACCAAGAUAGUAGGUUGUGAUUUUCAUUAUACUGUCCCAAUAACUACUCAACAGCUAAUUAACGCAGAUUUCGACCUAUAUCAAGAGAUACCGAAAUUACAAAUAGGGAUGGACAUCGAAGUUCUUAAAGCAAUGCUCACACAUCCUAAAGUAAAGGAAUUGAUACAAAAGGUAAAUCAAACAACAAAACGAAUGGUAUGGCAGGUAGAACAUAAUUCAGAAAAAAUAAAGAAUGUCCUGACUAAAGUAGAACAAGUAGGCCAGCAUCAUUGGUGGGAUAUCUUUGUGGGAUACUCCCCAACAGCUAUACAAGUCUUUAACUAUUUGGUGCACCCAAUGCUGAUAAUAAUCAUAGUUCUGUUACUAUUAACUCUCACAAAUAUUUGUACGUGGUGGCGACUGAGAAUCAUAAUGAAAAGAACCCAAAUGAUCUGGGCUAUGGUAUGA